CGCUAAUGGCGUAUCUUGUUAUUUUGGCUCUUGUAGUUGUGAUUGUGUUUUUGCUGGUUCGUGUCCUAAAUCUGACGGAUUCUUCUCAUCCUCCAAAGAUAAUUUCAUCGGAUAGCCAUUUUACCAACACAGUCUUAGAGUCGUGUCCUAUUUUUUUCGAAAGGUAUUCCCCCCCAGUCAUUUGGGGAAAGAGUGGCCACUGUCAAACCCUUGUAGGAGCCCUGUUCGGUAGACGUGCUUGCCCAGAGUUGAAAGGAGCCUUACACACAACAAAGCUGCAUGAUGGCACUGUUGUCACUUAUGAGAUUUACUCUCCUGACAAAAAUUCACUUUUGAGUGUUGAACAGGAGAAGCCUACAAUCAUCACAGUCCCAGGAAUUGCUAACUGUUCUGAGACAAAGUAUGUGCGCACAUUUGCUGACUACGCCAUUCGUCAUGGCUUCAAAGUUGCUGUUUUAAAUCAUUUGGGAGCAAAGGAAGAGGGUGGAUUGUCCACUCCAAGAAUUUUCACAUAUGGUGGUACAGAGGAACUAGCAGCCAUGGUUUCACAUAUCACCUCUGUGGGUAAUCACCAGCGACUUAUUGGAGUCGGGUUCUCUAUGGGUGCAAACAUUUUGAUGAAAUAUCUAGGAGAGGAACCUUCAAGGCAGGAGUUAUUUGAAUGUGCUGUGUCUGUGUGCCAGGGAUAUGAUAUUUUGAGAGCAAAGACUCUCCUUCACGAAUGGGAUGGACUACGACGUUUCUACAACUGGGGCAUCACCCAAAGCGUGAAAAAGGUACUCGACCGCAACAUGAAGGUUUUAUUCCAGUGCCCCAAAUUUACUUCAUCUGUUCAUCAUGUUCGCUCGUCUUCUUCCCUUGUGGAGCUUGAUGAUGCAUAUGUCAAAAAAAUGGCGGGAUUCCAUAAUUUGGACGAGUUUUAUGCUGUCAACAGUUCCUGUAACUAUAUAAACCAGAUUAAGAUCCCAGUAUUUCUUUUAAAUGCCUCAGACGAUCCCCUCAUACCUGAGGAACUGUUUGAUACGCCAUACAACCACGUCAAAUGUAAUGAAUCAGCAGUGUUUGUCGUGACUCAUCAUGGUGGCCAUCUUGGAUUUUACGAGGGAGGGUUUUUUACUGUUUUCCCUUUGACUUGGCUUGACAAGGCCGUGAUACAGUAUAUCAAGGCGGUUUUAAAAGUGAAAAACGAGGGAAAAUUAUCAUCCUUGUCCGAGCAGGACGAAGAAUAUGUUAGUGCAUCCUAGCAUUCGCCGGAAAGUGGCGGUUUUGUAUAUCUCCUUCGUAAGUUUUUUUUUACGAUCCUAAACUCCAGUUUUACCCAAUGACCAUUUCAGUUUUGCGUGAUCUUAGAUUUGAGGGACAACAAAGCUAUCGGCAGUGGCCAUCAUCUUUAAUCAUAAAGCUGUUCACGAUUCAUUUCAACUGCAUUAUUACUGUUGGUUUGUCAAACCUCGGGAUUAUCUCAACGUAAACAUUUUAGAAAUUUAAUUAUUUUUGAUAAAACAGUCGUAACAUUCGAAUUAGGUAGAAUACUUUUGUGAAACGCUGUCACAAGUUUAAAGGGAAUUAAGGGAAAUUUUUAUAAUAGAAAAUAUUCUGAUUAAAUAAAAUAGUCACAGAUAACUUCGUGAUGAUAAUGAUAUUGACAAACAUCGAUUAAAAACUAUUUUCCAACAAUAAAACAUAUCUUGUAACUAAUUCAUCAUAGUAAAUCAGAGAUGAAACCUUGAUGGUAAGGCUUCUUGAAAACAUGAAAAUGUUUAUCUUAAAUCACGCCAGAAACCCAGUAAUUGUUAUGUUGUUUAUAAAGUUUUAACUUUUCUCCGACAGAGAACCCCUCCAUUGCUAAAAAUUCCUAAACUACACGCAUAUAUCAAAACUUUGUUUCAACUGACCGCUGUAAUAAAGCUAUGCGUAAAGCAAAAUAACAAUCUCAAACUUUUUCCUUGUCAAACUUCGACAUCCUUUCGGUGAAUAAUGUUGUCUUUCAUGUCCUUUUAUUGUAUUUAGUUAUUUUUCGGUAUUUAUGUGUUUUUAGCGCAUUCAUCUUUGCCCAAGAGAAGCUGCAAAAAGUAGAGGAAUAAUUUAGGAAUUGGUCGUGACCAUCACGUCGAUGAUA
Molecule: messenger RNA, 2119 nt
Organism: Pocillopora verrucosa
Lineage: Eukaryota; Metazoa; Cnidaria; Anthozoa; Scleractinia; Pocilloporidae
Product: monoacylglycerol lipase ABHD2
Biological process (GO): medium-chain fatty acid biosynthetic process; medium-chain fatty acid catabolic process; acylglycerol catabolic process
Cellular component (GO): sperm plasma membrane; sperm flagellum
Molecular function (GO): monoacylglycerol lipase activity; acetylesterase activity
Source: RefSeq, a predicted model, not a curated record